UUCCGCAGUUUAUAAUUUAUUAAUGAUAGAUUUUUGGAGUAAUUUAUGAGAGAAUCAUAGUGCAAUAAAUGAAAUUUGGAAUUUACUUUUUAUCUGAAGUUAUUAAUGUCUUCAUUUCUGGAAACGGGUCUCUUUUAAUUUUUGAAAAUGAUAUGUUAUCUGCUUUCCAGUUUAGGUAAAAGGGUUUAAUUUAACUUUCAAAGAUUGGUAUGAUUUUGCCAUUUUUUUUUCAAUAUAAUCGGAAUUUGAUGCUUGCUUUGGUUUGCGUCUAGGUUUGCUGAAUUUUAUAUUCUGUGGAUAGUUUUGUUUUCCAUUAACUGUUUUUAGUCUUUCUGUACGUGAUGAAAUUUUCUGUUGUUUCUGAAUUCCCCAUCUCUAGAGUUGCGCCGAUAUUUCCCAAGGAGUUUUGAUUCCUUUUUUGGUUUUAAUACGUUUAUGUAUGCUAUCACGAUUCUUAUGUAGCAUUUCAAUAAAGGAAUGUCAUGGUUGAUCCACUUAUAGCUUGUCGCGAUGUAUAAAGAGUGAGCGUGUAUUUUAAAACAAAAAUAAUGAACCUGUUGGAGUUGGAGUGCAAGUAUGGAAAAGUUUUGAGUUUUGGAUGGUUCACCCCUGUUGCUAAGGCUUUGUGUGUGAUUACAAAGAGAUGAGUCACACAAAACAUGAGCGGGAAGAUGGAAUGCUCUCUAAGGAUCAGACAGAAUCGCCAUUGAUCGAUGAUGGUAGCUGUGGAGGAGGUGGAGCUGGGGGAGUUGUUCUGAAGAAAGGACCGUGGACAUCAGCUGAAGACGCGAUUUUGAUUGACUAUGUGAAGAAGCAUGGGGAAGGCAACUGGAAUGCUGUUCAGAAACACUCUGGACUAUUUCGUUGUGGAAAGAGUUGCCGCUUACGUUGGGCAAAUCACCUGAGGCCGAACUUGAAGAAAGGGGCAUUUACUCAAGAAGAAGAACAGCUGAUCAUUGAACUCCAUGCAAAGAUGGGAAAUAAAUGGGCUCGGAUGGCAGCACAUAUGCCUGGUCGUACAGAUAAUGAGAUAAAAAAUUACUGGAAUACCCGGAUUAAGAGACGCCAACGUGCUGGGUUACCUCUGUAUCCUCCCGAAGUGUGCUUGCAAGCACUGCAGGAGAGCCACAGUACCAGUGUGGUUAAUGCAUUGGAUAAAGGGCCUAAUGAUAUCUUGCAGAACAAUAGCUAUGAGAUACCUGAUGUCAUAUUUGACAGUUUAAAGGCCAAUCAAAAUGUGCUUCCUUAUGUUCCUGAGCUUCCUGUUUUAUCCGCUAGCAGCAUGCUGAUGAAAGGUCUAGGUUCUUCUCAGUAUUGUGGUUUUAUGCAACCAACGAUCCAUCGCCAGAAGCGUCUUCGAGAGUCACCAGCCUUUUUUCCUGGCUACACUGGUGCUGUUAAAAACGAAUGCCCUUUGUUUAUGCAGUUUCAAGAAGAUAUAUCAGACAAGGCUGCUGGAUCCUUUGGGUUGUCUUUUCCAAUUGAACCAGAUCCUGCAGCAAAGAACUCCCAGCCUUUUGGUGUAUUCCCAGGUAGCCAUACCCUUUCAAAUGGCAAUUUCUCUGCUUCAGAGCCCCCUUUGGAGGCUGUGAAGUUGGAGCUCCCUUCACUCCAAUAUCCAGAAACUGAAUUAGGUAACUGGGGCACAUUAACUUGCCCACCACCUUUACUUGAGUCUGUUGAUGCUUUUAUCCAGUCACCACCUCCAACCAGUGGACUGGAGUCCGAUAGUCUUUCUCCCCGUAAUAGUGGCCUGCUGGAUGCUUUACUUCAUGAGGCAAAAACUCUAAGCAGUGCAAAGAAUCAUGCAUCUGACAAAAGUUCAAAUUCAUCUACCCCCGGUGAUAUAGCUGAAGGUUCAAAUUUCAACAUUUGUGAGACGGAAUGGGAAAAGUGUGGUGAACCUCUUUCUCCAAUGGGUAAUUCAGCAACUUCUAUUUUCAGUGAGUGUAUCAGUGCAAGUGGCAGUUCAUUGGAUGAACAGCCACCUGCUGAAACUGUUACAGAGUCCCAUGUGAAAUCCGAACCAGCUGACCGUGUUUUGACCCCAGAGAUACAAAAAGAGGCUCCUAUUCGGUUGGACAGUAGUGGCCCCGAUACUUUACUUGCUUCAAAUUGGCUUGAGCAGGGUUCUGGUUACGAUAAGGACCAAGCCAUCUUGACCGAUGCCAUAUCAAGCCUUCUUGGCGAUGAUUUGCGUAGUGAGUACAAGAAUAUGGAAGAAGGAACAUCUAUUUCAAGUCAAGCAUGGGGUCUCGAUUCUUGUGCAUGGAAUAACAUGCCUGCUGUCUGUCAAAUGUCUGAACUCCCUUGAGAUCUGCUAUCGCAAUUGUAUGAACUUCUCUGAAGCUUUUUUUGUUUGUUUGUUUCAUUCAUUCCAUGAUUUGGUGUGGGUAGGCAAUCGAACCUGAUGUACUGAAAGUUCAUUUGGGGUAUAGAUCAUCGUAAUAUGGUACCAGUCAUGGAUGUUUUUGGUCUGUUGUCUAUGAUGCUUUUUUUUUUGUGUCGAACUGUUGAAUGCAUGCAUGCCGAUAUGGAGCUCUGAGGUAUACAAAUGCAUUCUAGAUGUUGUUAUAACUUUUAGAAUAACCAUGCUCUUUUAGCAUGGACUCCCCAGACAAUGGUUUGCUAUUUGAUGCACAUGUCUUAAGUGAAAUGCUUGUGGUAGGGUUGUCAAUGGUGUCCGGUGGAGGGAAACACUGUUUUAAUUUAUAUCUAGAUCUCAAAAAUUGUCUCCAUUCAUAUACAAUCUGUAGAAAUUCGAGCUUAAUUUGAAGUUGAAGAUUAAAAGUUCAGCUUGAA
Gossypium raimondii (Peruvian cotton) is the source of this 2802-nucleotide messenger RNA. RefSeq names its product transcription factor MYB33. The transcript has 4 exons. The record is from RefSeq and is a predicted model, not a curated record. Lineage: Eukaryota; Viridiplantae; Streptophyta; Magnoliopsida; Malvales; Malvaceae. Bases 644 to 2314 code for a protein of 556 amino acids.